AUGGAUUCAAGAGACACCACAGGAGAAGAAACUCAUCAGACAAAGUACAAAGGUAUCCGUCGCCGGAAAUGGGGAAAAUGGGUAUCGGAGAUUAGGGUUCCGGGAACUCGUGAACGUCUUUGGUUAGGUUCUUUUGCCACCGCCGAAGGAGCCGCCAUAGCACACGACGUAGCUUUUUACUGCUUGCACCGACCAUCUUCCCUUGAAAAUGAAGCUUUUAACUUUCCUCAUUUGCUUCCACCUUCACUCGCUUCAAAUACAUCUCCUAAGUCUAUCCAAAAAGCUGCUUCCGACGCAGGUAUGGCCGUAGACGCCGGAUUCGACGUGAAGAACGAUGGUGGGAGUGGUGGCGGUGAAGAUAGAUCGUGGACGACGAAGAACGUGGAGGAAGAUAACGAACGUGAAGCGUUGAGCAUCUCUGUGUAUGAUUAUCUUGAUGAUGAUCUCGUUUGA
This is a messenger RNA of Arabis nemorensis, 453 nucleotides long. NCBI's taxonomy places the organism in Eukaryota, Viridiplantae, Streptophyta, Magnoliopsida, Brassicales, Brassicaceae. The record is from the annotation of a GenBank genome assembly.